Molecule: messenger RNA, 3812 nt
Organism: Ceutorhynchus assimilis (cabbage seed weevil)
Lineage: Eukaryota; Metazoa; Arthropoda; Insecta; Coleoptera; Curculionidae
Source: the annotation of a GenBank genome assembly
CGAGCAUCUGGACCAGUCUGUUUCAGUCAGUUGUUUUUGUACAGUGAUCAGACACAAAGUUUCGGCCAGAGUUUACCUAGAUGUCUUUCACAACAUUUUUAUAUUAUCAUUAAUUUGCUUAUAGAGCCUCAGAGUUUAUAAUAAUCACGGACUAUUUAUUGUAUUUUCAACGAUAUUGGUAUCAUUGAAGAGUAAUUUUCUCUUCGAUAUGCGUUUGAAAGUGGUUGUUCGAGUUAGACCCAUGUCUCAAAGGGAGAAACUGUCUGGAAGCCAACAAGUACUUUCGGUUGACACUAAUAAUAAUAUUGCAGUGACGAAUAUAAAGGUUCCAGAACAAAACGCCGGAGAUAGCAGAGAAAGAGUACGAAGAUUUGCAUUUGAUUAUUGUUUUUCCGAGGAUACAACCCAAGAUCAAAUCUUCGAAACCGUAGAAAAUAUUGUCGGUACUUCCCUGAAACGCCGCAACCACUCUUGCGUCCUAGCCUAUGGACAAACGUCUUCUGGAAAAACUCACACCAUGAUGGGACUACCUCACGAUCCAGGAUUGACCCCAAGACUGUGUAGACGGAUUUUUAAGUAUUUUGAAGAGGGAGCUUUGAGCAACGAGACUAGUAGGAUGAAUGUAUCAGUGAGUUAUUUAGAAAUUUACAAUGAAAAAGUUGCGGAUUUACUUGGCGACAACACCGAAAAGAAGAGUCAGUGUCAAGACAGGCCUCUAAAAGUUAGGGAACAUCCAAAGAAAGGCCCAUAUGUUGAAGGUUUAUCUCAGCACGUCGUCACCACCGAUACUGAACUCUUGGAACGCCUAGAAGCAGGUACCAGUAAACGUCGCGUAGGGUCCACCACAACAAAUCCGAAAUCGAGCAGGAGUCACUCGGUAUUUUCCGUUUCUUGUGACGGAGUCAAACUCCAUUUGGUGGAUUUAGCUGGCAACGAAAGGGCCGGAAGCAGAGGAUAUGGACCUAGCAGGUUCCGCGAAGGAGCUAAUAUUAAUAAAAGUUUGGUGGCGUUAGGCAAUGUUAUAUCGACGUUAGCCGACCAAUCACGAAGUUCCUUCAACUCAAGAAACAAAUUUGUUCCGUAUCGAGACUCAGUUUUAACAUGGCUUUUAAAAGACACCCUCCAGGGAAACUCAAAUACAGUAAUGAUUGCAACUGUCUCUCCAUCGAGCACCUAUUACAAUGAAACAGUGAAUACGUUACGUUUCGGGCAACGCGCCAAACUUAUCGUCUACAAACCCGUAAUCGUGGAAGACUUCAGGGAAAACACUAUUCGGGAAUUGAGGGCUGAAAUUGCGAGACUCAGGAGUUUAUUACUUAUAUCGAAGCAGAUUCCCACCCAAACCCAAAUGAAUGCCACUAACUUACCACCGAAGGAACCAGAAGAAUUAUUGUCAGAAAAAGAAUCAUCACAAACAAAUGAGUCGGAACCUCCAAUACACCAGACUGAUAAUUCAUCACCUCAAGAAGACCUCAACAUAAGUGAAACACUUGUACCAAUAAUGAGUGUGAAAAGUACCAUCGAACCAGCAACCCCAAAAAAAUUGAGGCGCACCAUUAGUAUGGACAGAAGAUUAAGUACUGAUACAGACAAUUCAAAAUCGUUCAGCUCUCAAGAAUCUUUACAGUCGCCUAAACAUAAAGCAUCCGCUAAAACGCCAACAAGAAGACUUUCCGGUGGAAGCUCGACGGCUGGUUUACCUCCAGUUCAACCCAAACAGACCAUGUUAUCUUUGAGAAGGCAAUCAAUCAACCGGAGCAACCCAUCAUUGAAAGCUAUAACAGAAAAGAAAAUUCUGGCUCCAGGAGCAAAAAAAGUUGAAAAAGGCAAUAAUACAGAAGUUUCAGGCGGAGCCACUAAAAAACCUUCCUAUACAAAACCAAGAGCUCAAAUAGUAGCUGCAGUUACUAGCAGACUGUAUAAUAAAGUUCACAAAAAAGAUAUUGGAACUUUAACUGAGCAAACUGAUAUUGAUAAAACUUUAGAAGGUCCUAAAGAGCUGUCAAUAUGCAGCAACGCUAGAAACCGACUCAGAGAAAUUACCCAGAGAGCACUAAAGGCUCAUAGAAGUAGAAACGAAGAAACUCAAACGGAAUUAUUUCCCAUAUUAAGAGUCAAAGAGGUGGCUACUGAUUGUUCCGACUUAAGACAACAAUUAUCUGAAGUUAAAGACGCUUCUACCUUGGACAAGCAAGAAUAUAAAGAUGCUCAAACUGAUUGUGCCUUAAUAAAUCAAUUUUUGCAUGGAGAUUUGAAAAAUAUUUUAGUUUUAACUAAAAGUUGUGGUGUGCAAACAAGUGGAGACGACACUAAAUCGAACAUAUCUUUUACGAAAUAUUUAACUGAAUGCCAAAGCAACAAUCCAAUUUUCACUGAAGCAGUGAACAUAAAUAUUUCGCAUAAUUACAUAAACGGUAAUAGAACGGGAAGUUUGUCCGAUGAUAGUUUAGAUAGUCAGCGCAAUGUGUCUUUUCCCACGCCAGAUCUGAUAAGUAAUCAUAAUUCUUUGGAUCCUCACGCACUAAAUGCUGAGGAUGAGGAUAAAAAGACUUGCUAUGCAGAAAAUAAUAUUUUGCCUGAUAUUUAUGAAAAUGUUAACUAUUUGCCAGCGUCAAGUAUUUGCGCUAGUAACGCUAGUGUCUUAACAGUCCCUUGUUACAAUAACUUUAAAAGUGUAGAGGUACUCACAGCGCACGCGCCUCAAGUCGUUUUACAAGACUUGCUAAACCAGAAAUGCCAAUCCUUGCCAGAUUUUCGCCCUAAACUGGUCAAAGCAAAAAUUAGAACUUAUUUGGAUGAUAAACAUGGCGGAAGAAGCAUAAAAUAUCAUAAACCAAAUGUGCUAAUUUGUCAUGAUAGUUCAGCAAGCGAAUCUACGAGUGAAAGUGAAGAUAAUUAUAAUUUGCCAGAUUCUAUAGAAUAUCAUCGUAAAAAAGUACAAUUUGCGAAUAAAAAUAAAAGAAAGAAGAGCGACAGAAUGUUAAAGGCAAUGAAAGAUUUCCUUGAAGAAGCUAAAACUUUAAUGACAAAUAUCACUAGUGUUGCACAUAAUACGAAUUGUCAACAGCCUCACUUAGAAGACUUUGACAUUCAAGUAACAGUGAAAGAUAUUUCCGGUUUGGAAAAAACGUCUCAGAAGAAACGUAAAAGGAUAAUUGCCCACGCAACCCAAACUGAUCAACCGCCUUCGAGGGAAAGUUGCUUUUCACAAACUUCCUUGGAUUUUCCUGAAUACCUAUUACCAAUAAAUAAAUACGAAACAUUAUUGGAAGACUCUUGCAAAAGACUCGAAGAGCAAAUAAAGAAAACGCCACGUUCAAGGCACAUCAGUAUCACAUCUGAAGACUAUGACGAUGAUAUGUUAUAUGACAGGCCAAAAUAUAAUCCGUGGGAUUUGAGUCAUGUGGAAAUCGAAGAUUCCAGUUUGGAAAGUAAUCCAAUAACUUUUUCAGACUAUGGAAGCUUGCCGAGGAAAACGCAUAAGAGACAGAGGACACCUACAUGUAGUCCAAGUGCUUUUUUGAAGCAACUCACUCACAUGAGGAGGCAGAUUAUUGAGAGUUCUAGAGAAGAACUGUUGCAGGGGACUAGUGAGGGUUAAUUAUAAAAAUUUAAGACUAUUUGUGUAUGAGUUUUUCUAAUAAGUUUUUGCAUUUAUGUUAUAUUUGUUACCAUUUAACUUAGAUUAUUUAUUAAUUUCAAUAAAAAAAAAUGAUUGCAAAAUAAUACUGAAUACUUAUAUCUUGUAUUGGACCAAAAAAUAUUUUUAGUGUAAUUUUUUUUUUGGAUAAAUAGAUUCUAGAUUGUUUACA